Messenger RNA from Kogia breviceps (pygmy sperm whale), 5271 nucleotides. RefSeq names its product protein tyrosine phosphatase non-receptor type 4 (gene PTPN4). Gene Ontology annotation, biological process: protein dephosphorylation. The record is from RefSeq and is a predicted model, not a curated record. NCBI's taxonomy places the organism in Eukaryota, Metazoa, Chordata, Mammalia, Artiodactyla, Physeteridae. Gene Ontology annotation, cellular component: cytoplasmic side of plasma membrane; cytoplasm; cytoskeleton. Gene Ontology annotation, molecular function: cytoskeletal protein binding; protein tyrosine phosphatase activity.
UCGGGGCCGUGGCGCGGCCGCUGCGGCGCCGGCUGCUGGGCGGGCGCUGAGGGAGCCCCGGGGGCGGCGCGGCCGGGCCUCCAGGCUUUUCUUCUGCAGCCGGGAGGACGCGGCUGGGGCACGAAGACCUUGUGUGGACAGUAAUGACCUCACGUUUCCGAUUGCCUGCUGGCAGAACCUACAAUGUACGAGCAUCAGAGUUGGCCCGAGAUAGACUUCAUACAGAGGUGGUUUGCAACAUCCUUCUUCUGGAUAACACUGUACAGGCUUUCAAAGUUAAUAAACAUGAUCAGGGGCAGGUUCUGUUGGAGAUGGUCUUCAGGCACCUUGAUUUGACUGAGCGUGACUAUUUUGGUUUACAGCUGGCUGACGAUUGCACAGAUAACCCAAGGUGGCUGGAUCCAAACAAACCAAUAAGGAAGCAGCUAAAGAAACUGCUUUUAUUAAUUCUAGGAGGAUCUCCUUACAGUUUGAACUUUAGAGUCAAAUUUUUUGUAAGUGACCCCAACAAGUUACAAGAAGAAUAUACAAGGUACCAGUAUUUUUUGCAAAUCAAACAAGACAUUCUUACUGGAAGAUUGCCCUGUCCUUAUAACACUGCUGCUCUUUUGGCUUCAUUUGCUGUUCAGUCUGAACUUGGAGACUACAAUCAAUCAGAAAACUUGCCAGGCUACCUCUCAGAUUAUUCUUUCAUUCCUAAUCAACCUCAAGAUUUUGAAAAAGAAAUUGCAAAACUACAUCAGCAACAUACAGGCUUAUCUCCUGCAGAAGCAGAAUUUAAUUACCUGAACACAGCACGUACCUUAGAACUCUAUGGAGUUGAAUUCCACUAUGCAAGGGAUCAAGGUAACAAUGAAAUUAUGAUUGGAGUGAUGUCAGGAGGAAUUCUGAUUUAUAAGAACAGAGUACGAAUGAAUACCUUUCCAUGGUUGAAGAUUGUAAAAAUUUCUUUCAAGUGCAAACAGUUUUUUAUUCAACUGAGAAAAGAAUUGCAUGAAUCUAGAGAAACGUUAUUGGGAUUUAACAUGGUGAAUUACAGAGCAUGUAAAAACUUGUGGAAAGCAUGUGUAGAACAUCACACAUUCUUCCGUUUGGACAGACCACUUCCACCUCAAAAGAAUUUUUUUGCACAUUAUUUUACAUUAGGUUCAAAAUUCCGGUAUUGUGGGAGAACUGAAGUCCAGUCAGUUCAAUAUGGCAAAGAAAAGGCAAAUAAAGACAGGGUGUUUGCAAGAUCCCCAAGUAAGCCCUUGGCACGGAAAUUAAUGGAUUGGGAAGUAGUAAGCAGAAAUUCACUAUCUGAUGACAGGUUGGAAACACAAAGCCUUCCCUCGCGAUCCCCACCUGGCACUCCUAAUCAUCGAAAUUAUGCAUUCACGCAAGAGGGAGCCAGGUUACGGCCGUCUUCAGUGGGUCAUUUGGUCGGCCACGCGGCUCACUGCUGCCCAGGCGAGGCGUUCGUGAGGCAUCGGUCUCCGUCUUCCACGCAAGCCAACAGCGUUGUUUUGGAAUCAUCUCCAUCACAAGAGACCCCUGGAGAUGGGCAGCCUCCAGCUUUACCACCCAAACAAUCAAAGAAAAACAGUUGGAACCAAAUUCAUUUUUCACAUUCUCAACAAGAUCUGGAAAACCAUAUUAAUGAAACAUUUGAUGUUCCAUCUUCCCCUGAAAAAGCUACUCCUAAUGGUGGUAUUCCACAUGACAAUCUUGUCCUAAUCAGAAUGAAACCUGAUGAAAAUGGAAGGUUUGGAUUCAAUGUAAAGGGAGGAUGUGACCAGAAGAUGCCUGUGAUCGUGUCCCGAGUUGCGCCAGGAACACCUGCCGACCUGUGUGUCCCUCGACUGAACGAAGGGGACCAAGUGGUGCUGAUCAAUGGCCGGGACAUCGCGGGACACACCCACGACCAGGUGGUCCUGCUCAUCAGAGCGAGCUGCGAGGGACGCUCGGGGGGGCUCGCCCUGGUCGUUCGACCCAACGCUGUGUAUGAUGUAGUGGAAGAAAAGCUAGAGAAUGAGCCGGACUUCCAGUACAUUCCUGAGAAAGCCCCACUAGAUAGCAUCCAUCAGGAUGACCAUUCCCUGCGGGAGUCGAUGGUCCAGCUGGCUGCGGGGCUUAUCACUGGAGCAGCGCUGACACAGUUUGAUCAACUAUAUCGGAAAAAACCUGGAAUGACAAUGUCUUGUGCCAGAUUACCUCAGAACAUUUCCAAAAAUAGAUACAGAGAUAUUUCGCCUUAUGAUGCUACACGGGUCAUUUUAAAGGGUAAUGAAGACUAUAUCAAUGCAAAUUAUAUAAAUAUGGAAAUCCCUUCCUCUAGAAUGAUAAAUCAGUACAUCGCUUGCCAAGGGCCAUUGCCGCACACCUGUACAGACUUCUGGCAGAUGGUGUGGGAACAAGGCUGCUCCACGGUCGUGAUGCUGACCACACAGGCCGAGCACGGCAGAGUUAAGUGUCACCAGUAUUGGCCGGAACCUACAGGAAGUUCAUCCUAUGGGUGCUACCGAGUCACCUGCCACUCAGAAGAAGGGAACACUGCAUAUGUCUUCAGGAAGAUGACACUGUUUAACCAGGAGAAAAAUGAGAGUCGUCAACUCACUCAGAUCCAGUAUAUAGCCUGGCCCGACCACGGGGUCCCUGACGAUUCCAGCGACUUUCUGGAUUUUGUUUGCCAUGUACGAAAUAAGAGGGCCGGCAAGGAAGAACCUCUUGUUGUUCAUUGCAGUGCUGGGAUUGGAAGAACCGGGGUUCUUAUUACCAUGGAAACAGCCAUGUGUCUCAUUGAAUGCAAUCAGCCAGUUUAUCCACUAGAUAUUGUGAGAACAAUGAGAGAUCAGCGAGCCAUGAUGAUCCAAACUCCUAGUCAAUACAGAUUUGUAUGUGAAGCUAUUUUGAAAGUUUAUGAAGAAGGAUUUGUUAAACCUUUAACGACAUCAUCAAAUAAAUAAGAAAGCAAAGGUCUGGGAUAUGUGUUGGAAAACUGCUUUCCAUUAUAUUCACUGUGCCAUAAUACUGCUUGCAGGAAAUGGCAUCUAAACAGACAAAAAAAAAAAAAAAAAUGAAGAACUAACAAAAACUGAAAACUUCAGCACUGUUGCACUUUAUGUUUCAAAAAAGAGUCACUGUCUCAAAAUCUGUAAUUCAUGUGUUUGAAGACUCUUUCAUGCUUUGCUCCGAACAAAUAGUGAAUAACUGAGUAUGUUCAGGGUAAUUUACGAAAUCUUGUGGUGGUGCCAUGCAGUCCCCUUCUGGUAGAAUUGCCACAAAACAAGGCUCAGAAUUCUCAUCGUCUCUGUUGUACACCUGUAUCUGGAAAGCAAAAAGACGUCAACAUCAGGAGUCUGGUGUUUCCCAGUGAUUCAUGUUCUUACUAUACUGGUUGCCAGAUGUUACUUUUUCAAUGUUAGCAAUAUCAUUCUCAAUAUUAGCCACUACACUGCCUAUGGAUGCAGCACACAUCUUUCCCUACCCUUCCCCCCCUAGAGACCUGCUGUUUGGAAGAAGGAAGGUGGAAUUUGCUUUUCCCAGGAAAUGCUGCACAUUGUCCAUUUACCAGCAUCUUAUAGAAAGUAUAAAUAAGAAUCUACAAAUUUUCUUGAAUUUAAUAAUGUAACUUAUAGUUAUCAUAAGGUUGGCUUAUUCCAAAUCAUGUGACUUCACAUACUUGAUGUAAAGGAAUGCAUGCGUUGUGUCUUAACCCCUUAAGUGCCUUGAGACGUCUUUGUAUGUCUGAUGAAAAGGCACUCCUCCUUUGACCCCACUAGGAGGUAUGUAUGUAUAGUGUACAUUUACAGUUUUAUGCAUUUUGAAUCAGUUCACAUUUUUAAAAAUAGCUUCCCAUAUUGAGAGUUAUGCAGUCAAAGAAGAGUAAUGAAAUUCUAUUUCUUACUCAGUUCCUGUAUUUUGCCACAAGAAGCCAAGAUACUUUGUGUUCUACUGAGUGAACGCUCUGCUGCUAUGGAAUUAUUCAAAACCUGCACAUUCCUUUCCUGAGGGUCAGGGGUUACACUUUAGCAGCUGAAGUCAAAAGAUGCUUUAUUCUUCAAAUUUCUUAUUUAUUUUACCCCUGACUUUAGAAAUAGCAUCCACUAUACACAUUAAACAUACAGAAACUCUAAACUAAAGUUGGAGCAGCUAAUUGUGACUUGUUUCUAUCACUAAGUAAACGAUCAGCAUUCAUUUCAUUUCUUACCAAGCUUGGUUCACACUGGUCUGUUGGUUGGGAGACCACAAACGAGGGCUGAAACGUCAUUGAGUGUUUCUAAUUGUAAUCCCUCAGUAGCUGAAAUGAGGGCUUUCUUGUCAUUUUUGUGUACAAUGAAGUUGCUCCAGUUUAUAUAUACUUAUUAAGUUAUAAGCAUGUUAAUAUGGAGAGUUUUGAUUGUCCAGCCUGAUGGAGGACCUAAUUCCCUUUAAGGAUGUGUAUAUUCUCCUCUUCAGGUUUUUUAAUUUUUAAGUCCUCAGAGAGAUAGAACUUUGAAAUUGCCCAAUUUUAAUAUAAGUGGAAAUUUUCUCAGCUAUUGAAAUGUUAUAUUACACAAUUACUUUCUAUGGAUUAUGGUUAAAAUAGAUUCACUUACUAGUGGUUUCUGAAUAUUUCUGUAUAGUCUUGAUAAAAUUUACAGUUGAAUGGUAGAUAUUUUGGAAUGUCAUUUAGUGUGAGCGGGAGAAUGUACAUUUCUAAAUCUUCAGUAUAAUCUAAAUGAUGUUAUUUCAAAUAUUCAAAAUCCAUAAUAGUAAAUUUUAGGAAGUUAAGUCCUAAACAUUAAUAGCCAAGAUACCAAAUACAUUAUUGUAUUAAAAUAUUUUACCUUUUUUUAAAGAGAAAAGUAAGCAUGACCUUUAUGUCAAAGAGAAAUUCUUGUAUCUAUUUCUGAAUUUCACAGUCAAGACAGUAUAAGAUAGUAAAUUUUUUGAACAUUCCGCUCUUUGCCAGCAGAUAGAUGUGAUUCAGGCUGCUGUACGACACCAUGGUGAGUUGAAAAGUGAAAGAAUAAAAUAUCAGGGAUCUAAGAAUUAAUAACUGUUUUGGCAGUAGUUUUUCACCUGAAUUAAAAUGAAAACCGGGGCUUCCCUGGUGGCGCAGUGGUUGAGAGUCUGCCUGCCGAUGCAGGGCAUGCGGGUUUGUGCCCCGGUCCGGGAGGAUCCCACAUGCCGCGGAGCGGCUGGGCCCGUGAGCCAUGGCCGCUGAGCCUGCGUGUCCGGAGCCUGUGCUCCGCAACGGGAGAGGCCACAACAGUGAGAGGCCCGCGUACCGCAAAAAAAAAAAAAAGA